This is a messenger RNA of Magallana angulata, 2764 nucleotides long. RefSeq names its product nucleolin-like. Gene Ontology annotation, molecular function: RNA binding; zinc ion binding. The record is from RefSeq and is a predicted model, not a curated record. NCBI's taxonomy places the organism in Eukaryota, Metazoa, Mollusca, Bivalvia, Ostreida, Ostreidae. The transcript is spliced from 17 exons. The coding region runs from base 87 to 2531 and encodes 814 amino acids.
UUGCAAUAUUCGGUAGCCGCCAUUUUUCUUCCAAAGCAAUGUGCACUUGUGUCUUUUAAAAAGUGAAAAAAAUAUAUAUAUACACGAUGCCUCCCAGAGGAAAGCAAGUGGCUAGAAGAGGAAGAAGUUCAACGCCGCGUGCAGCUGCUGCUAAGAAAGAUCCUGUAAAACCCAUUGACGACGAGGAAGAGGAAAAGAAAAUGGAUGUCAGUGGAGAUGACAACUUAGUGGAUGUUGAUUUCACGGUAUCUGAUCAAGAGGAGGAGGAAGAUGUCAUAAAGCUGGAUGAAGAAGAAGAGGAAGACUCGAAGGAAGACCAAGAAACGGAAGAAAAGACAGAAACAACAGCAGAGGACACUAAGAAAGAAGACAAAGAAGAAAAAGAAACCAAUAAUGCUGCAGAUGAAGAUGAGAUUGAAUUGAAAGCAGUGGAAUUAUUGGAUGAAAAUGAGGAACAGCUAGAAGAUGAUCAGAAAGAUGAUGAAGAAGAAGAGAGCAAGGAGGAGGAAGAAGAGAAAGAGGAAAAAGAGAAGGAAAACAAGGAAGAGAGUACACCAAAAAAGGAAGGAGAAGGAGAGAAGAAGGAAGAAAAAACAGACCCAGAUGCUCCAGAGAAAACAUUAUUGACCCAUGUUGUCAAGGGUCCUGUUCGAAUUUCCAUACUGACAGUUGCAGACCUGAGUAACCGAGAUCUUCAAUCACUGAUCCAGAAGUCUGUCAAGGCUACACUGGAUUAUGAUGACAGAAAAGGGACAGUUACAAUGUGGUUUAAUCCCCGACGAAGUCGAAAGGCCAUUGACAUAUUGUCUUGUCUGGCCAAACUGAAGCUUACCAAUGAUGAAAUCAGUGUCGCCUGUCCAAGAGCUUUUGCAGCUUUGCUGGCUACUGAGAAAAGAAGGGACAAGUUUCCAAAUUUUGACGGAGGUCAGAAAAAAGAUAAAUCAGCCUAUUGCACCAAUAUUCCCCCAGACACUACAGAGGAGGUUUUGAGAGCUAUUUUCCCAGAAUGCACCAAUGUUCUAAUACCCACUAAUGAGGAAGGUGAAAACUUUGGGUGUGCCAUCCUGGAGUUCAAGAGUGGACAGGAGGCGGCCAGCUGUGUGGAGGGAAACAAGGAUGUGGAGGUCGGGGACCACAAGAUCAAGCUGAGCCACUGCUACCCCAUGCCAGACCAUGUACAAAAGAGACUAGAAGAAGAGAGGAAGCAUGACCGUCCCAGAGACAAACACGACCGCCCCCGUCCCACUGCUAGUCGCUUCUCUAACCUGAAGAAUCGACGCACCAUGCCUGUCAAACGCAUAGGUACCAGUCUCUCCACAAGGUACAACAAGUUUGGAGGCAAUACAAUGACUAGGAGCAGAGGUCGGGGCAUGCAGCGUGGUGGCAUCAACAGAAGCAGCUACAACAACAUGGGCUCCAGCCACGGACAUGGCCAUGUCAACAGAAACACAGGACCAUCGACUGAGAUGCUGGUGAACCAGAUGUCGGCUCUGACCAAUAUGGUGAUGACCAGCCAACAGAAGCUGGCUCAGCAGCAGAAUCUGGUCAGACAGAUGGCCAACCAGCAGAACAUGCUCAACACCAUUAACACGGGGAUGUCAGGGGUCGGUGCCAUGGGUGGAGGAAUGGGAGGGGGAAGGGGAUUCAAUGACAUGGACAGCUUGAAUGACAGUCGCAACAGGCGGGACUCGUUUGAUCGGGGAGGAGACAGAAUGGGGGGCAUGGGGUCAUCUCAGAGGUCGCAGGGCAGGCGGGAUGAUUUUGAUAGUCACUCUAGAGGUGGUGCUGGGAACAGGAGAAACACCCCAGGUAAUAUUCCCCCAGGAGAGUCUGCUUGCUUCAAAUGUGGACAGGAUGGUCACUGGGCAAGGGAGUGUCCGAAUCAGAACCAGAGAGCAGGCCCAGGUUCUAGCAGUUCAGAUCGUGGCCACGGAGGGCAUGGAGGACACAGUGGCCAUGGAGGACACAGUGGAGGACCAAACAAGCCUGGAGGACCCAAGCCUGAGGACCUGUGUAACAAGUGUGGCGAGAGAGGCCACUGGGCCAGAGAGUGCCCCAAUCCACAGAGAAACCCCAGGCCUAGCGGUGGCAGUGGUGGUGGUGGUGGUCGACAGAGCUAUGGAGGACGCCAAGACAGCUACGACUCCAAGAGGUAUGAUGUGGAUCCACCAAGAAUUGCUGAGGAUGUGCCAUUUAUGACUGGCAUUGCCAGCGGGACUGGUGGAAACAGGUUUGACGAUAACUUUGACCGAUUCCAGUCAAACAAACGCAAGGGUGAUUAUGAUGAUCACAGAGGACCAAAGAGAACGAAUUAUGGUGGAGGACAGAGGGGAGGGGGCCGUAGAGAUGGUGGGCGGGGCUAUGGUAACAGAGGCUCCUCACCGAGGCGCAACCUCAAACAGGAAUCACCCCGAGAGAAGUCGUGGACCUCUGCUCAGUCCAAGUGGGAACAGUACAACAUGUCCAAACAGGGAGGAGGGAGUUCAAGGAAUUAUGGAAAUGACAACUAUGGAAACGGAAACUAUUAUUGAGAAAGCUUCAGAUUUGUCGUUGAUUUCAGACAUCUUUAUGCAUCCCCAUUCAUCGUGUGUGUACUCUCCGUCAGAACAGUGUUAAAUGUAUGCUAUUUUAUGACACCCUCCUUUCCUUUAUGUUUUAAUUAUGAUUUUUUUUCAUAAUGUGCAUCAAGCAUAAAAUGCAAUGUUUUAGUCAUGUCAUUUUUUGUAGUCACAAAAAUUAAAGUCAUCAUGAAAAAAAAUUUUCA